UCGCGGCUCCUGGUCUAAUUGAGCGGGGGAAGAUGGCGUCGGAAGUUCCAAGAAUGGAGCAGGAUGUCGAAGACGGAGAGAUUUCGGGCUCGGACUGCGAAAUGCCGGUCUCGGCUCCUUCCAGGAGUCCCCAACAGAAUGAUAACGGUAAUCCAGCAAUAUCUUUUCCAAGCAGCAGUUCACAAUCAGCAACAAGUGUUCCUUAUCGGACAGUGAAAAGUAUGGAUUCAACUGAUGAAAGUUUUUCAGAUUCUGAUGAAGAGAGUGGUCUAUGGAAGCGAAAGCGACAAAAAUGUUCAAACCUUCCUCCCCCCAAACCAGAGCUUUUCCAAUUUCCUCCAAACUCUCACAAACAGAUCCCUAAAAAAGUCAACAAUAUAUGGGGUGAAGUUUUGCAAAGACAGAAUCAAGAUGAUAUGGCAAAAAACCUUGGGAUUCUAUGGAUGGAUGGCAAUCUGGACAAAAGUCGAGGAUCAGAGGCCUACAACUACAUGUUAGCAAAACAGUUGGUGAAAGAAUCUGAAUCAGAAGUAGAGAAGACAUUAGACAAAGAGUUGGAUGAAUAUAUGCAAGAUGAUAAAAAGAUUGUAUCAAAAGAGGAGGAGUGGGAGGUGAAUAGACAAAGUCUCUGGAAACGGAAAAGGCCCAUAAAGGAGAGAGUGGGUCAAAGACAAGAAAUGAAUUUUAAAGGGAGGUAUGAAAUUACAGAAGAUGAUCCUGAAGAAAAAGUGGCAGAUGAAAUUGCCUAUCGACUUCAUGAACCAAAGAAAGAUCUAAUUGUACGGGUAGUGAAAAUCAUUGGGAAAAAGAAAUCUAUUGAACUACUGAUGGAAACAGCUGAGGUGGAGCAAAAUGGAGGUCUUUUAAUCAUGGAUGGUUCUAGAAGAAGAACUCCAGGUGGGGUUUAUAUAAAUUUGCUGAAAAACACACCUUGCAUAACCAGUGAACAAAUUAAGUGUUGCAGCGAUUACUCUUAAGAAAUUUCAUGUUCAACUCUUCCUCAUAUAUCUGCAAGUAUGCAAAAAUGAACAGACAAAAAAGGUGGUACAUUCAAAAUUAGCAUUCCCUAAUAAUUAAAUUCUUCAUUUUUUAAGGCAACUGCCUGUAAAUAGUUACUCUUCUCAAUAAUAUAAUGAUGGAAUAAUCCAAGCCAUCAAAAUAGUAACAAUAAUUCUCUUAUUGAAGUCAUGAGUCCUCAGUUGUAGUAAGUCAGCUAAAUAACACCCCACUGUUGUGUUCUAUAUUUGAAUCCUGCCCAACUCUAUUCGAAAGAUGUAUGGAGCAGAUGGGAGUAACCCUGCCUGGUGCUUUUCUUUAUUCCAAACUGUAGGAUGACUAUUCUUUUCAUACGGAGUCUCAGUAUGCUGUUUUGCUCUCUUCUUUGUAGAGUACAUUUUUAAUGUGUAAUGAAGAAAACAUAUGUAAUCUUUACAAAGCAUGAAGUUCCAAAAGUGGAUGGAAGAGAAUGCUGAGUUGAUGGGCCACUUUAUUGCUUAGGGUCUCUCUCUUCUGAGCUGUAGACAAAGGGGAGGACCCUCAUGUAGAGUCUCUGCAGGGAUGUAUUUGGGAAAUAUAAAGCUAAUUCUCCAAAAGACAAAGGAUCUUUGUAUCUCUCACUUCUCUAUUUGACCAUAUUUCAAAGCCAGAUUCUCUUUAUGGCAUAUUUCAUAUCUACAAUAAACUGGCUCAUUUUCCUGAUUUUUUUUGUUCCUUCCUUUCAAUAGAUUCAAAGUAUGUCUCUCAAUUUUUAGAAACUCUUUUUCAAUAUUAUAAAUGGAGAGACAUUUAUUUUAUUAUAAAGUUAUUAUUUUAUAACAAGACUUUCUUUUAACUCUACAGAGAAUAAUACAUUUUCAAAUAAUUCUGCAGCAA
Molecule: messenger RNA, 1872 nt
Organism: Thamnophis elegans (Western terrestrial garter snake)
Lineage: Eukaryota; Metazoa; Chordata; Lepidosauria; Squamata; Natricidae
Gene: PHAX
Product: phosphorylated adaptor for RNA export
Exons: 5
Coding region: 33-977 (314 amino acids)
Biological process (GO): snRNA export from nucleus
Cellular component (GO): nucleus
Source: RefSeq, a predicted model, not a curated record